Molecule: messenger RNA, 750 nt
Organism: Suillus subaureus
Lineage: Eukaryota; Fungi; Basidiomycota; Agaricomycetes; Boletales; Suillaceae
Product: ribosomal protein L10-domain-containing protein
Exons: 5
Coding region: 1-750 (249 amino acids)
Biological process (GO): nuclear-transcribed mRNA catabolic process; rRNA processing; ribosomal large subunit biogenesis
Cellular component (GO): preribosome, large subunit precursor; nucleolus
Molecular function (GO): RNA binding
Source: RefSeq, a predicted model, not a curated record
AUGCCCAAGUCAAAACGUUCAAAACUCGUGUCUCUUACAAACGUCUCGAAAAAGACGAGGGAGCAUAAAAAUGCACUGUUGGCCGAGGUACAACAAAAUGCUGAAAAAUGGAAAUACUGCUGGCUGUUUGAAGUCGGCGCGAUGCGCAAUGCCCAUCUAAAAACUGUGCGGAAACUAUGGAAAGAUUCAGCACGGAUAUUCUUCGGUCGAGGAGCAGUAAUGGCCAAAGCCCUAGGCACGACAGUAGAAGAAGAGCAUCGAAUGGGACUCCACAAACUGGCCCAACAAAUAAAAGGCCAGGUAGGAUUGUUUUUCACGGAUUCAGAACCUCAAGAAGUGAUCGAGUGGUUCGACGAUUUCAAACAAGCGGAUUACGCGCGAACGGGAAACAAAGCUACGCGAACGGUGAUGCUACCUGUAGGACCUGUGAUGCGGGUACACUCGGACCCGCCUGAGCCGUUCCCGCAUAAUGAGGACCCGCAGCUCCGGAAGCUGGGUCUCACGACGUCGAUGAAGCGGGGUGUACCAACGCUUGAAAAUCCUCAUCGGGUGUGUGAUAAGGGGAAGGCUUUGACGGGCGAGCAGGCGCAGCUACUCAAACUUCUUGGUGAGAAGUUAGUGGUGUUUAGGGUUGGGUUGUUGGCAAGGUGGGAUGCUGCCAGCGGGGAGGUUGUUCAAGUUGAGGGUAGAUGUACGGAGAUAGAACAGGAAGGUGAUGAGGAUCUUGAAGAUGAGGAGAUGAGCGAGUAG